AUGAGCAGAACGAGAAAGAAGAACAGGAACAAGAAGAAGGAGAACAAGAACAAGAAGAACAGGAAAAAGAAGGACAAGAACAAGAAGAAGAGCGAGAAGGACGGGAACAAGAAGAAGAACAAGAAGAAGGAGAAGAAGAACAAGAACAAGAACAAGAAAGAAGAACAGGAAGAACAGGAACAAAAAGACGAAAAGGGCUUUUAG
Molecule: messenger RNA, 204 nt
Organism: Dibothriocephalus latus
Lineage: Eukaryota; Metazoa; Platyhelminthes; Cestoda; Diphyllobothriidea; Diphyllobothriidae
Source: the annotation of a GenBank genome assembly